Rubroshorea leprosula is the source of this 1127-nucleotide messenger RNA. The record is from the annotation of a GenBank genome assembly. NCBI's taxonomy places the organism in Eukaryota, Viridiplantae, Streptophyta, Magnoliopsida, Malvales, Dipterocarpaceae.
GCGUAACAUCGGAGUUAAGGGACAUAACCUUCGAGUGAUGCAAAGCCAAAGUUUAAUUAUCGUUCCAUUCAUUCUUCUUCCUCUCUUCUUAACUUCUGCGUCUGCUCAACUCUCCCUCAACUUCUACAGCAAAACAUGCCCUAACGUUGAGUCAUUAGUCCGCUCGGCGGUUCAAGAGAAGUUCCAGCAAACUUUUAUCACAGCUUCUGGAACUCUUCGACUCUUCUUCCAUGAUUGCUUUGUUCGAGGAUGUGAUGGCUCCGUGUUGCUGGCAUCGCCAACUAAUCAGGCUGAGAAGGAUAGUUUUGAUGACCUUUCGCUCGCCGGAGAUGGAUUCGACACCGUGAUCAAAGCAAAGGCAGCUGUUGAUGGUAAUCCUAACUGCAGAAACAAAGUUUCAUGCGCAGACAUUCUUGCCUUGGCCACUAGAGAUGUCAUCAAUUUGACAGGGGGACCAUUUUAUCAAGUUGAAUUGGGGAGACGCGACGGCCUGAUAUCUACCAAGACCAGCGUUAACCACAACCUUCCUAAACCUUGGUUCAAUUUGGACCAGCUCAAUACCAAGUUUUCCGAGCAUGGUCUUUCCCAGACAGACAUGGUAGCAUUAUCAGGUGCACACACCAUAGGUUUCUCCCACUGUAGCCGCUUUUCCAGGCGUAUCUACGACUUCAGUCCCACAAACAAAAUCGACCCAACACUCAACUUCCAAUAUGCACUGCAGCUGAGACAGAUGUGCCCUGUAAAUGUCGACCCCAGCAUCGUCGUUAACAUGGAUCCGACCACUCCUCAGACCUUCGACAAUGCCUACUUCCGGAACCUUCGGCAAGGGAUGGGCCUGUUCAGCUCUGACCAGAUUCUGUUCACUGAUCCUAGAUCCCAACCCACCGUUAACCUCUUUGCAUCAGACAAAGCAGCUUUCCAACAGGCUUUUGUUGAUGCCAUCACUAAACUUGGCAGGGUGGGAGUCUUGACUGGAAACCAAGGCGAGAUUCGGCAAGAUUGCAGCCGCGUCAACUAGAUUUGUUUCCCCUUUCCGUUUACCUUAUUCUAUGUUUUACAUUCAUUCCAGAUGUUUCCGCCUAAGAGAUAGACCUCCAGAAAAUUCUUAAUAAAAGUAAAUCAAUUAU